Molecule: messenger RNA, 2907 nt
Organism: Mycena citricolor
Lineage: Eukaryota; Fungi; Basidiomycota; Agaricomycetes; Agaricales; Mycenaceae
Source: the annotation of a GenBank genome assembly
AUGCGGGCUCGGCUGGCACUUCCGCUGCACCGGCCCGCGAUCGAUGGGACCGGAUCCCCGCAAACACGUGUGUCCGUAUCCUUCCUCCCCGGGCUCGUUGCCGGCGCAGCGUAUGGCCGCGUCACGUUCGACGUCGAGUACGAGAACCUUAUUGCGGACCCCGACGCGUCCAGGACCGCCGCGUACCUGCGGCUCCCGUGCUCCAGGGACAGCUCUGCCGCGCUCGGCGCGUUCUACCGUCGGCGGGAGGCGCAGGACGUCCCUGUUGUUGCCAUCACCGUCCGGUUGCCGGAAUCGCUUGGUCUGCAGGUACCGCAGCCCCGGCCGGCCGGCGGUGGAGUGAACGAUGUUGUGCUCGAUGCGCUCGCGGGUGCCGACACGAUUGAUCUGAAGUUCUACGCAUACACCCUGCGCUCGGCGGACGGCUCGGCCGUUUCGAGACCAAAGCCCUUGUAUGCGAAAAUGUCUGCGUUAAGGGGCCACUCAGUCGCUUUGGACACCUUCCUCUCUGGAUUCAGCGGAGACGGCUUUUCCGAAUCAAAACUCGUCGAUCUGGAUGCGCGCGACCUAGAAAUUGACGAAACUUUUGACGAAUACGACUACAUGUCCGACAGCGACCUCGAGAAUGACGAUCGAGUAGGAGUAGAUACUAAAGGGAAAGGCCGAGCGUCUAGUGUCGAUGAAGGCUCCAAAAACGCUCGAAUGGGACGAGUGAUCGUGUUCGAGCUGGAAGACCUCAAGAAACGAGCGAUGGCUGCGAUCCAGUCCCGCCUAUCCGCCGGAAACAUCGUCGCAGAGACAUUCUCGCAUUUCACGUCCCUAUACCCAGAAAUACAGGACCUUCAUGUAGACGCUCUACACCAGAAUCUGCCUCAAGUCCGCGACGAGAUGCGCGAGGCGCUGCGGGACCUCUGCAGCGAACACCGGCCGCACUGUUUCGAGGUGCUGGAGAAGAUUGUGUUCGAGGCAAGCAGAUCAGUGCAAGAGGAGCAUGGACACCGCGACUCUGCCGGAUCGCCCGACCGUUUCAGCCGACGCAGAAUGCACGCGCGAGAUGCCAGUCGCGAGCGCUCCCCGUGGGGGAGGCAUUCCGACGACCAGGGGUUCGCUUAUCCUCGGGAGCUGCUGUUCUGGCCGCUGGCCAUCAUCCUCGUGCAGCUUGUGCUGCUCGGCUUCCUCUUCGGCCUGUUCGCGCACGUGCACAAGCAGGGGCGCGUGUUCCUCCCGUACGGCCCGGCGGCGUUCGUCCUGGAGAACACGCAGGCGGCGACGUGCGUCGUCACGUUCCUGGCGACCGUCUUCGCGAUGAUGUCCGGAUACCUGCUUUCGCGCGCGAUCCGCCUCGCUAUCGUCGUGCACAUGGCCGAGAAGGCCGUGCGCAUUUCCGAGUUCCAGUAUAUGAUCAAGAUGGCCAGCAAGUCGCUCAUCCUGAGCCCCCGGGACUGGAAGUGGGCGGUGUGUGCCGGGGUUUUGUUCCUCGCGACGAUCGAACAGACUGCUAGCUGGAACACCCUGUUCACGCCGAAAUCCAUCGCCUUCCAGGUUCACGUAUCGGGGGCAGAGGUGGAUCUGACGAAUCCGGAGUUGCUGUCACAUGCCGUGGAUCUGUAUGCUGGAAGCAUCCAGGGAUAUCUGAAUGGCACCCUCCGGGCGAUCAUGAACCAGGCAGGGACCAGCAGCGCGCUCGCCGCGAGCGGAUACCAGACAACGCUGAACUAUGCUGGGUCCGCAUUCGCCGCAACGACAGGCGGGAUCCAGCCGAUCAACUUCGUGCUGCACUACAACGGCCAGCCGAUCUGGCCGGCCGCGUCCGCGUUCUACCCGGAGUACUUUGACACGCAGAACACGGAGAACUUCCCGCCGCUGUACACGGACUACAACGUCACGAUGACGCAGCAGGGCCUGACCGCGGCCGUGUCGUGCGCGCAGCGGGCCCUGUCGGCGACGACGGCGCCUGCGAUUACGACUGCGCAGACGCCCGCGCUGAUCACGGCGGGGAACAGGACGUCGAGCUUGACCGAGUACGAGAUCGUCAUUGGAUGUGCUGGGUCCUCGGCAAAUGGAUCCAUCGUCGUCUAUGGAUUCGGAAUCUACGCGCCGAUGGGGCCCAUCGUCUGCGACAUCGCGCCCGCCAUCUACGACGCGCAAGUCGUCCACGGGCCCGGCGCCAUCGCGCACACCUUCGACGCGAACCAGGCUCCGACAGCCAUCGACGCGAACCUGACGCUCGGGCUGCUCGACGGGCUCGCGAUGCUGUUUGGGCUCGGGCAGAGCGAGACCGGGAACGUGAUCGGCGACGCGCUGAUCAGCACGCAGAAUGACCAGGCCGCGGCCUCGAAUCAGACUUAUGUCCAACUCUGGGAGGCUUAUCUUGGCGGAACGAUUGAAUUCCUCGCUACCGCCAUAAAACUGGACGUCGCAUUCCCCGGUACCGGGGGUGCCUUCCUCCACGGCCUGCCCAAGUCCAUGUCCCGCAAAACCAACGGCACCGCCACGGUCGCCACGGUCGGGUACGAGUACACCGCGGGCAGCGCCGCGCUGCUGCUGCCCAGCAUCCUCAUCGCGGUCCUCUCCAUCCUCGUGUCCGCGUACGCGCUGCACAAGGGCCGCCGCGUUUGAUCCGUGUGAUCCGCUGGUGCUGAUGGCGGCGGCGGCGGCGGCGGGCGGUAUGCGCGGCACGUUUGGAGGCUUGAGUGGGAGCCAGGUCGAGGAGGGGAAGAGGCGCCGGAUUGGGCUUGGGCAGAGCAGCGCGGGGAGGGAUGGGCUCAUUGAGGUGGCUGGGUAGUUUGUUAUGUUCUGUCGUACGUGAACCUUGUAUACGCAUUAUUAGAGAACAUCGGAAUUCGAUGACGAUACGGACAAGUGUCUUUAAUAAAAGAUCUGGAGCACAGUUCGAUGCAGGAAAGC